GUGCCGGCCGAACCUUUGUUCAUUAGACACAAGGAUGAAAGCGGUCGUGUUAUUUUUGGCAGCGGCGUGCCUGGCCCACGCCACGGAGGUGCCGCAACGCACCGCCACUAAACAGUACUUGGUCAAGCAGAAGUGUAUCUACGAACUGUUCGCGCACGUUGACCAGCCGACCGUCUACCAUCCGGAACUCUACCAAAAAGCACGAGCUUUCAGCAUCGAAGACAACAUUUCUUCCUACAAUGACCAGGCUGUUGUUACCGAGUUUCUGCAGCGAUUUAAACAUGGGAUGCUACCACGAGGCGAGGUAUUCUCCAUGAUGUACCCUCUGCAUCAUGACGAGAUGAUCUGCCUGUUCCGCCUCUUUUACACCGCCAAGGAUUUUGACACCUUCUACAACACGGCAGUGUUUGCGCGAUUCCACAUGAACGAGCACAUGUACAUUCACGCUUUGACCAACGCUGUGUUACACCGCCAAGACACCAACACUCUCCGUAUACCGCCAUUGUACGAGAUUAUCCCUUACGUUUUCAUGAACGAAGAUGUCUUACAUAAGGCUUACCACAUCGCGAUGGGUAACACUGGUAUUGUAGGCGUAAAGAAGACGACCGUCGGUAGUGUCGACACUUUCUACAUUCCCACCAAUUACACCGGUUCUUACAUCGUCAGGGAUGAAGUGCCAGAAAACCAAAAGCUGAGCUAUUACCAUGAAGACAUCGGCCUAAACGCUUACUACUUCAUGUCAUACCACGAGUUCCCGUCGUUUAUGAAUAGCGUGGAGUACAACAUGCCCCAGAACGUUCGCGGCGAAAUGUUCAUGUACUUGCACAAACAGAUGCUCCUUCGCUACUAUUUGGAGAGACUAUCCAACAACAUAGGCGAGAUUGAUUACAUCGAUGUGAACAAACCUAUCGUCACCGGUUAUUAUCCGUCGAUGCAUUACCACAACGGAGUGCCGUUUAUCCAACGUCCUGUUAACUCUGAAAUUCCACUCCAUGUUCAUCGUUACGUUCAGGCUCUGCAAGACUUCCACACUCGCAUAUCCAACGCCAUCGACAGCGGCUACCUCGUCGACAAGAACGGCAAACGUACCAACAUCUACGAAUCCUUGGAUGGCUUGAACCAACUUUGCAAUGUGAUCCAUGGCAAUGCCGACUCUGUCAACGAAAAGUACUACGGCAAUGUGGAAUAUAUGUACAGAAAGAUCCUUGGCUUCGUCCCGGAUCCGAUCGACAAGUACCACGUCGUGCCCUCUUCUCUCCAUUUCGUUAGCACCAGCAUGAGAGAUCCCGCGUUCUACGGAAUAUUCAAGAACAUCGUUACCUAUUUGAUGAGAUAUAAGGAACACCUGCCGUGCUAUACGCACAAUGACCUUGUAUUCCCUGGCGUGAAGAUCGAGUCGGUCACCGUGGACAAACUGACGACCUUCUUCGACCACUUCGACUCGCUCGUCAAUAACGCCUUGUCGAUACCUAGCCAGGAAAAAGCUCACUCGAUGUUGAUCAAGGCGCGUCAGUAUCGUCUCAACCACAAACCCUUCACCUACCAUAUCACAGUGAAUAGCGACAAGAAUACGAAGGCCAGCGUACGCAUCUUCUUAGGACCGAAAUAUGACGUUCACGGCCACGAACUCGACAUAAGCGAGAAUUACAUGAACUUCUUGGAGAUGGACCAGUUUAUCGUUGACCUAAAACCUGGCACCAACAAGAUCGAGCGCAACAGCUACGAAUCGGUCUACGUAGUUCCUGACGAGGUGCCGAGCGACGUCCUGUAUAAGAAGAUCCUGAAGGCUAUCGAGAGCGACGAGACCUUCACUUACCCAAGUCAGCCGUACGGUUUCCCCGACCGUCUGCAACUUCCGAAGGGCAAGAAGGAAGGUCUGCCACUGAAGCUGUUCGUCUGCGUAACGGCGUUCGACGAGACCAAGUCCUUCAAGAUCCGAUCUCCUGUUAGGGGCCCAAGCGUGCUCGACGGCCGCCCGUUGGGAUAUCCGCUCGACAGACAUGUUCACAGCUUCAACUUUACCGUACCCAACUUCCACAUGAGAGACGUGCUGGUUUACCACAGACACGCUGAAGAACUGAACCUUACCGUGUAAAGCAAUCUCCCUGCAAACUUUGACCUUUAACCGGCCGAUCGUAUCCACUGAUUGUUUUCGUCUCUCUUUUGGCUAUGGUUUCAGACAAUGUGUGAUCUAUUAUCCCGCAUACAUACGAUAUUUCCCGUUUACAGCUUACAUUUGAUACGCGCAAUUGCCAAACUAACACAGCGUUUGACUCAAAUAAAGGAAGAGAAGCACGCACAGUAGCAACAUUGUCUUCUCGUGCCAUUGUGUUCUGUUUAAUGUAUCUGCUAUACAUCUGAAAUAAAUUCUCCGAAACAUUUUUUUACUUUA
This is a messenger RNA of Harpegnathos saltator (Jerdon's jumping ant), 2392 nucleotides long. Its product is annotated as hexamerin-like. The transcript is spliced from 6 exons. The record is from RefSeq and is a predicted model, not a curated record. Bases 35 to 2095 code for a protein of 686 amino acids. Lineage: Eukaryota; Metazoa; Arthropoda; Insecta; Hymenoptera; Formicidae.